AUGGCCCUCAGUAUUCGGCAGAAGAGGGUGCGAAGUAUCCCCGGAGACCUAGUCCAUGGGGUUGCGGUGCAAGGCCCUGUGGAUGGUCUAGCUACUGGCACCCCACUCUAUAGUGUGGCGGUGCAAGGCGCUAUGGAUGGAAGGAUUACUUGUAGACCAAGGGAUUGGAGGUUUGGUACCUGGAAUGUAGGCACGUUGACAGGAAGAAGUUUGGAAAAGGUGGAGGAGUUGCAGAGGAGAAUGGUUGACGUGGCUGCAUUACAGGAGAUCAGAUGGAAGGGAGAAGGUACAAGGCCACUGUCUGCCAACCAGAAAGAACUGUUGAUGAAGCUGAAUCAUAGUUCCUCAAAUCACUUUUUCAGCUCCGACAACAGUUAUAAAAAUUUAUACCUGCAACUACCAUUGUUGUUUGCUGAUUGUUUACAGGAGUUGGAUCUUAGUGGUAAUGCAUUGUCAUGUGUUCCUGAAGCUCUCUCGACAAUGAAAGAACUGAAGAGGAUUGAUCUGUCCAACAAUCCAGCAUUGAAGGAUCUUCCUGAAGGUCUCUGUGAUCUCUUCAACUUGGAAAUGUUGUUGUUAGAAGGCAUUGAGUUUAGUGAUGUCAAACUGACUGAAAUGGCAAAAAAUGGAUUUUCAACAAAAAUGGUUCAAGCUUAUUUAAGAAAACGGAACAAAGUUUGUGUGCAGUACCACAGAUUACAGGUAGCGAUCCUCGGAAAGAAGAAGGCCCACCCUAAGGCCAACCAAAUUACCAAAACCUAUAACGUUCUGCAGAUACCUAGGUUGUCAGAUGGAAUUUCUAAAUAA
Helobdella robusta is the source of this 807-nucleotide messenger RNA. RefSeq lists its product as hypothetical. The record is from RefSeq and is a predicted model, not a curated record. Gene Ontology annotation, molecular function: protein binding. NCBI's taxonomy places the organism in Eukaryota, Metazoa, Annelida, Clitellata, Rhynchobdellida, Glossiphoniidae. The coding region runs from base 1 to 807 and encodes 268 amino acids. The transcript is spliced from 5 exons.